UCAAACCACGUGCUUGUACAGCUGACCAAAAUGAACCAAAGACCCGUUUGGUGGAUCAUUCUGGGACGUAACGGAGGUGGGUGACACUUCUCUGUCUCCAACAGUCAACAAUUCCUCCCCCUUCCAAGUUCAACCUUUGGAAUGUUAUCGCUGUGUAUAUAAUAUUAGGCAGAGACGGCUAAGUUAUGAUACUAUUAUUACCUCAGAGCCCUUUAUCGUCUACAUAGCCCGGUCUUUUUACCCUUCUUUUGAUUCUUCUUCGAGGAAACAAUCCAAGCGAGCAGAGUCUAAGUUCUAUUCCUUCAAUCUUUCAGCCGCCUUUAUUCAGGUUGGUGAAUUACAGCUUGUGGAUUGUGCUUCUCAGAGCUAUGUACUGUUUGUCUAGCUAUUCUUGGCUGCAGCCUAAAUAAUCGUAAUGCCUCCUUUAAUGCUUGGUGUUGAAACAUGAAAUUUGAAUGUUAUAGUUCGUUGAGAGCAGCAGCCAUUGUGUUGAGUCUGCUAUUGUUGGUGCAAUUGUCUAGAGGAGUUACCUCUGGGUUGUUGAUACACUCGAAGCCUUGUGGAAAUUAUCAUCUCAGCUAUUCAAGUGGUCCUGGUCAUGAAUUGUUAUACAUAAAUGGGAAAUUGGUAAACAAGGAUUUGUUCUGCAAGGCCCUCAAAUUGUUCCAUGCAAAUCAUUGCUUCAAUAUAGGAGACCUCAGAAAUAAAUACUGCCGAUCAGAUCAUUCAUUAGAUGAGUUACGCCUGGUGGCAGGAAGAAAGUUUUUGUGGGAGGCGGGUAGAGAAGAAUUUACAGGACAAAAUUUUGGUCAGAAAAGCCAGGCGAAUAAAGAAAAAGAUACUCACAAAUCUCUCUUGACCACAAAUAGGUUGGCCAUGGCAGUCCCAGGAGUUUUCAUUCUGUGUUGCAGUUUACUUUGCCCCUGCUUUCGGGCAAGGAGGAGAGAUACUUCCCAUGUUGUUCUUGUGAAGGAACAAAGUUCAAUGGAUUCCGUUUCGUCUUUGGAAAUGAAUUCGGUUGCUGAAAAGAUUCCAGCAAGUCCAACGCGAGUGCCACCUAGUCCUUCUAGAUUUUCCAUUUCGCCAAAGCUUAAUAGAGUUGGAUCAGUUCAUCUCAAUAUGAAUCAGGUUGCUAGAGCUACUCACAAUUUCUCAGCAACAUCUAAGUUAGGUGAAGGAGGGUUUGGAACUGUCUACAAGGCUCAGCUACCAGAUGGCCAGGUAGUUGCCAUAAAACGAGCAAAGAAGGAAUACUCCGAAACUCUAGCAACUGAAUUCAGAAGUGAAGUUGAACUCCUGGCAAAAAUUGAACAUCGAAAUCUAGUGAAGCUACUUGGCUAUGUCGAUAAAGGAAGUGAGCGUAUUCUCAUCACGGAGUAUGUGCCGAAUGGGACUCUUAGAGAACAUCUUGAUGGUCAGCGGGGCAAAAUCUUGGAUUUUAAUCAGCGACUUGAAAUCUCUAUUGAUGUUGCUCAUGCCCUAACUUAUCUCCACGUAUAUGCAGAGAAGCCAAUUAUUCACCGUGACGUUAAGUCAUCCAAUAUUCUUCUGACAGAGAGCAAGAGAGCAAAAGUUGCCGAUUUUGGAUUUGCAAAGCUUGGAGAGCUGGACAAUGAUCAAACACAUAUUGUAACCAAAGUGAAGGGGACAAUAGGUUACCUUGACCCAGAGUAUAUGAGGACUCAUCAACUCACCACAAAAAGCGAUGUGUUCUCAUUUGGGAUUUUAUUAUUAGAAAUUCUGACGGGCCGUCGUCCUGUGGAAUCAAACAGACCUACUGAUGAGAGGGUGACACUUAGAUGGGCCUUCAAAAAGUACAAUGAAGAAAAUGUAAUGGAGUUGGUGGACCCUCUAAUGAAUGAAGCAGUAGACCAGGAGAUCCUAUUGAAGAUGGUUGGUUUGGCAAUCCACUGUGCAGCACCGACGCGAUCGGAUCGUCCAGACAUGAAGGUAGCGGGAGAACAGCUGUGGGCAAUUAGAAUGGAGUAUCUAAGGAGUGGAAGGAGAGAGUAAUUAACGCCAAAUUGGGAGUGGCUUUUCAGACUCUCAAAACUAUAUUUUACUUAUUGUAUAAAAAACCUCUUCACACAAAAUGUACUUGGGUGUUCUCUCUCUUUCUCUUUUUUAAUUCCAUUUAUCAUUCUUAAAACUUGUUUGGCUGCUUUUUAUUUUCUGAGAAACUUCUAAUGGAGAAUUCAGAAAUCCUAAGUGCCAAAUUAAAU
Ilex paraguariensis (yerba mate) is the source of this 2222-nucleotide messenger RNA. NCBI's taxonomy places the organism in Eukaryota, Viridiplantae, Streptophyta, Magnoliopsida, Aquifoliales, Aquifoliaceae. The record is from the annotation of a GenBank genome assembly.